AAAGGUGUACAUCAGGAAAUUUUCUGGCCAUGGAAAAUAUUGUAAUAAUGGAUUUCUCAGACGAAGUUCUGCAAAUGUACGCAGAAAUCAAGGAGAAUUCAACAUAUGAUUACAUGAUCUGCAAGUUUAAUAAUGGUCGACUGGUCAUUGAACACAUAGAAAAAGUGGAAAACGAUAAGUCAGACAGAAAUUACUCGUACGAAGAAUUUACAAAGAAGUUAAAGGGAAAGCAAACAUUUCGUUAUGGGUUUGCUACUUUUGAUUGGAUUGAAAAUGAAGACAUCUCUAGAAAGACAGUAGGGGUUUUAUGGGAUGAUGCUCGAUUACAAACUUAUCCUUUUAUAUCUGAUGAUGGCAUUAGGAUUUAUACGUCUACAUGCACUGAAAUUAACCCUGCAGAAGAAAGAGGCAGAAGUAGCCGAUGCAUGGUAUUUCAAGAAUUUCCAACCAAGGAUGAUUAAUCAGCCAGAAUUUUCUCUGAACAGGAAGUCUAACCAAUUGUUAUCAACUGACGUUGCUAUUAACGAUCUUUCAAGGAUGUUAA
This is a messenger RNA of Saccostrea cuccullata (small rock oyster), 544 nucleotides long. RefSeq lists its product as uncharacterized. Lineage: Eukaryota; Metazoa; Mollusca; Bivalvia; Ostreida; Ostreidae. Gene Ontology annotation, molecular function: actin binding. The transcript is spliced from 4 exons. The record is from RefSeq and is a predicted model, not a curated record. The coding region runs from base 30 to 461 and encodes 143 amino acids.